Messenger RNA from Thamnophis elegans (Western terrestrial garter snake), 438 nucleotides. RefSeq names its product basic phospholipase A2-like. NCBI's taxonomy places the organism in Eukaryota, Metazoa, Chordata, Lepidosauria, Squamata, Natricidae. Bases 1 to 438 code for a protein of 145 amino acids. Gene Ontology annotation, biological process: arachidonate secretion; negative regulation of T cell proliferation; lipid catabolic process. The record is from RefSeq and is a predicted model, not a curated record. Gene Ontology annotation, molecular function: phospholipid binding; calcium ion binding. The transcript has 4 exons.
AUGGUGCUGGGGGUGAGUGUGUUUGCCAUCACCACCAGCAGCAUCCUCAACUUCAAGCUAAUGAUCCAGCGGAUCACGCAGAAGAAUGCGCUCAUCUACUUCAACGGCUACGGCUGCUACUGCGGGAAGGGCGGGCGAGGGAAGCCGAAGGACCCCACAGACACGUGUUGCUAUAACCACGAAUGCUGCUAUGAACAUUUGCAUCACCAAGGUUGCCACCCCUACAUCGACCACUACAGAUACCUGAUCAUCAACAACAGUGUCCUGUGUAAGCGCAAGGACACCUCCACGUGCGCCACCUCGGCCUGCGAGUGCGACAAACACGCCAGCUUGUGCUUCAAAAGGGAAGCGGCCACCUACAACCACAAACUGCGACAUUAUCCCGCUGUUAUGUGCAAAGAGGUGACCCCCAAGUGUUUCCUCGGCCCCGAGUUUUGA